GGAUUAAAUGGGUUCUACUCCGGCUUGUUCACACAUUCUGUAGAAAACCUAAAUACCUUUGGCCAUCGAUAGUGGUUAUUGCUGGCAACAUCUUUGAUCAAUGAUUAGAGCGUAUCGCGUUGUUGGCAAUGACGGUACAUUUAAGAGUAGUUCUAACGUCAAACUAAGUACGGAUUGAACUAGAAGGCAUUGAAGGAGCAGAAUGCGUCGUCUUGCACAUUUUGUGUUCCAUCCAAGCUUCUACUGCACUUCUUCGCGCCAAUCCUCCAAUAGCAAACUAUUCGUCGGAGGACUUUCGUGGUAUGUGGACGAAAAGUCUCUCAAAGAAGCAUUCUCUUCAUUUGGAGAGGUAACAGAAGUGAGGAUCAUGUAUGACAAAAACACAGGGAGGUCGAGAGGAUUUGGGUUUGUCUACUUCUCUAGUGAACACAACGCAAAAAGUGCCAAAGAUGCCAUGGAUGGAAAGGCAUUGCUGGGUCGACCUCUAAGAAUAAGCUUUGCUCUGGACAAAGUUCGUGGCGUUCCAGUUGUAGUUCCUCGUGUUUCUUCUUUUGGAGAUUCCAGUAGCUAAAAACUUCUAUUAUUUUAUCUUGGAUAAACUGACAGAUGGAAUUUCUUCCCCCAUUUAUAUAUACUUGAUUAGUUAAUAAAUUUUGCAUUGGGU
Molecule: messenger RNA, 664 nt
Organism: Dendrobium catenatum
Lineage: Eukaryota; Viridiplantae; Streptophyta; Magnoliopsida; Asparagales; Orchidaceae
Product: glycine-rich RNA-binding protein 4, mitochondrial-like
Exons: 5
Coding region: 203-571 (122 amino acids)
Molecular function (GO): RNA binding
Source: RefSeq, a predicted model, not a curated record